UACUUUGUGCUGACGUUGGCAUAUUCUGUCAUUGACAAUCAUUUCCACGUGGCCCAAAAGAAACAAAGUGAAAAUGCCCAAGUCCAAAAGAAAUCGCAUUGUGACGCUCAGUAAGACGAGGUCCAAAGGACAUGAGUUGAAGGGUGCUUUAUUGCAAGAGGUCCGAGACUGCUGUGACAAGUACGCCCACCUCUUUGUAUUUAAUAUUGACAACAUGCGCAAUGCCAAGCUCAAGGACCUGCGCACUCACUGGAAAGACUCGAGAUUCUUCUUUGGCAAGAACAGAGUGAUGCAGCUGGCCCUGGGACGCUCAGACAGUGACGAGUAUCGGACUGGGCUGCGUUUUGUGUCAGAGGAACUGAAGGGCAGUGUGGGCCUAUUCUUCAGCAACGGGGACAAGACGAGUGUAGUGGAGUGGUUCCAGGACUUCCAAGAGAAAGAUCAUGCAAGGUCAGGGUUCGUUGCCACGGAGGAGGUGGUGUGUCAACAAGGACCACUCAGCCAGUUUACUCACACCAUGGAGCCACAGCUGAGAAAGCUGGGACUGCCCACUGCACUCACGAAAGGUGCGGUGACAUUGCUGGAAGAUCACACAGUUUGUAAAGAUGGGGACGAGUUGACUCCAGAGCAAGUCAGAAUACUGAAAUUGUUGGAUGUGAAGAUGGCCAGUUUUAAAGUGAACUUGCUGUGUGUGUGGAGUAAGGAUGGCAGCUUUGAGAGACUAGAUACUAGUGAGUCUACUGCUCAGAAAGACUGUGCCGUUGGCUUGUAAUAAUUAAUAAUGUUCUUUGUACUUCCUCUUUAUACUGUUUGAUUUUGAUCAGACAUACCUUUGUUGUUUUAA
Messenger RNA from Halichondria panicea, 844 nucleotides. RefSeq names its product mRNA turnover protein 4 homolog. The transcript is spliced from 6 exons. Gene Ontology annotation, cellular component: nucleolus; preribosome, large subunit precursor. The record is from RefSeq and is a predicted model, not a curated record. Gene Ontology annotation, biological process: ribosomal large subunit assembly; nuclear-transcribed mRNA catabolic process; rRNA processing. Lineage: Eukaryota; Metazoa; Porifera; Demospongiae; Suberitida; Halichondriidae. Gene Ontology annotation, molecular function: RNA binding. The coding region runs from base 74 to 772 and encodes 232 amino acids.